AUGCGGACAUCGCGAGGCCUUCAUGCAGCGCCCACGGAGGAGCUGGUGGAAGCCCCGCCGCAGCUGCCACUGACGGAUGGGCGCUACUAUGCCUGCCGUCGGUGCCGUCGCAUCUUGUCAGAAGCCCAGUGGUACGCGACGGGUUGCGUGGAGUGCAGCGCAGCAAUGGGCAUUCCGGACCGCGAUAACCUCCUCGACUUUGCAACCCCACACUUCCACAACUUCAUUGGCCUGAUUGCGCCAGGACAGUCGUGGGUCGCGCGCUUGAUCAUGAAGAACCGUGAGCCGACGAACGGCAUCUUCGCGGAGACCUUGUCAGACGAUGAGCCGGAGGAAGAGGAGGACGAAAUGGAGCCCUUCGUGAGGGGCGCGGAUGAGGAAGAGGAGCCAGUCAUACUGGAUGGAGAAGAUGGCACUGCUGAGUCCAUGCAUGAGCUGGCUGCCGAGACACGAGAGUAA
Messenger RNA from Leishmania braziliensis MHOM/BR/75/M2904, 459 nucleotides. RefSeq lists its product as hypothetical. The transcript has a single exon. Gene Ontology annotation, molecular function: zinc ion binding; RNA polymerase II complex binding. Lineage: Eukaryota; Euglenozoa; Kinetoplastea; Trypanosomatida; Trypanosomatidae. The record is from RefSeq and is a predicted model, not a curated record. The coding region runs from base 1 to 459 and encodes 152 amino acids. Gene Ontology annotation, cellular component: DSIF complex; nucleus. Gene Ontology annotation, biological process: mRNA processing; regulation of transcription elongation by RNA polymerase II; chromatin organization.